This is a messenger RNA of Penicillium samsonianum, 255 nucleotides long. RefSeq lists its product as uncharacterized. Bases 1 to 255 code for a protein of 84 amino acids. The transcript has 2 exons. Lineage: Eukaryota; Fungi; Ascomycota; Eurotiomycetes; Eurotiales; Aspergillaceae. The record is from RefSeq and is a predicted model, not a curated record.
AUGGUGGUGCCAUUCGUACCAAGGAAGGAAAACCGGACUCGUCGACUGGUGGAACACAACGUUGUGCACACACAGGUCCCGGACAUAAAUUGCCAAUCAAGGUCCAAGCACCUUGAUUUGAACAAAAAGGCAAUGCUUGGAGAAAACAACGCAAAAGAUUCGGAGGUGCAUGAAAUUGCCGGGGUUUCACCGCCUUUACUGAGCCCACCACUUCAACCGUGUCCCUCCCAUUCUCAUCACAAGGACCCCAAAUAA